CUUGCGGUGUCCCAGUUCCAAUGCGAUGUAUUUACCAGCAGGAGUAAUGAAACGAGUGGAGGGUUAUUUUCCGCAGCUUAUUGGUGAGACCGCAAAAGACUAACGCACAGAGAGGACAGACACAAACUUUCGGUUAGAGGACCAUAGCGUCAAUUAUCUGUGUUUGAAAGCGUCUGUAGCCUUUUAUUCAGUUAUUUGUUUCUUGCAGCCAAGCGAUACUUUGUCGCAGUUCGUUGGAAGUGAUUUACUGGGCAAUGGUGAAGAAGGACACAUUUUGCUGAAUUGACGCCUUUUACCUGUGUUUUCUGCCUAAACUUCACUUCGGAUAGGGAACACUGAGGUGAAUCCUAUUUGCGCUUUAAAGUAGCCAGAGGGGCUUCAGCUGCCCUGCACCACUGGAGCCUUCAAUAAUGUCGGGGCAAACACACCACAACCGGCCCCAUCGCUUCUGACCCAACAUGGAGCUCAAGGUCUGGGUGGAUGGAGUCCAGAGGGUCGUCUGUGGGGUCACUGAGACAACCACCUGCCAAGAAGUGGUGAUUGCUCUGGCACAGGCCAUAGGUCGCACUGGGAGAUACACUCUGGUAGAAAAAUGGCGUGACACGGAGCGUCACCUAGCCCCUCAUGAGAGCCCUGUGGCUUCUCUGAACACCUGGGGCCAGUAUGCUGGGGAUGUCCAGCUGAUCCUGCAUCGAACAGGCCCCUCCUUGACUGAACGACCUCCCUCAGAAGGACCCCCUCUCAGAGGGCCUGAACGUGGGCUGCACCGGCAGAGCCUGCCUCCCCUUGCAAAGCUUCGACAUCCCAAUGAUCGCUCCCUCCGCCGCCGUGAACCGCGUCGUAAGUCUCUGACGUUCAGCGGUGCACCGAGAGGCCUUCGGGAGAUAUUGAGCGGAGGCCGAAUCAGCGAGGCCGAGGCGAAGCGAAGACUCCUCCUGGGCAAUGGUGGGAAUCACCACCAUGCAAGACCUGCCAUCGGGACUGCAUCGCCUGGCCUGUGGGCCUGUCGCAUGGAAGACCUGGUCCGACUGGUCGGUCUACAGAGAGAGACUCUCAAUGUGCUGGAGAAGAAGCUGGAGGCCUAUGAGGCUGAGCUCCAGGCCUGGGCUGAAGGGCGAGGGGAGCGAGGUGGAGGGUUUAUUGGUGACCCAGGUGGAGGAGGAGGGCUGAUAGAGGAGAUCCUGAGGUUGGAGAAGCAUCUGAGGAAGAAUGACGUGGAGAUGGAGGAGGAGGAGUUUUGGGCCACUGAGCUGCAGAUUGAGCUAGAGAGUGAGAGACAGCUGGAGGAAAGACUGCAGGAGCUAAGAGGACGCAUGCAGGGCUGUGAAAUGGAGAUUGAAGAAAAGCUGUCAAUGGUACAGAGUGUGGAGGCCGGCCUGGAAGAGGAGCGGCUGCAGAAGCAACGGCAGGAGACCCAGUGGGUCAGUGAGGCAGAGGCUCGGUCCCAGGUGCUCAGGGCCAAGACCGAACUGAAAGCCCAGGAGAGACAAGCUGUCCAGCUGGAGAGCAGCUGCAGAGCAGUGGACAGGUCACUUGGACAAGGCACCAAGAAACUGCAGGAUAUGCAGCACGAGCUGGAACAGCUGACCAAGGAGCUAAGGCAGGUUAACCUGCAGCAGUUCAUUAAGCAGACCGGCACCAAGGUCACAGUGCUGCCUGCCGAACCCAGUGAGGAUGAAAGUACUCACAGCAGUCAUGUUAUAGAUUUAGUUCCCCUUACUGGCUCCCUGAAGCGUCCGGUGUCGUCGCACCAUAUGUCCAGUCACCUCCGGAUCCUCCACAGCCCUCUCACUUCCGGCCUGAAUCCAGAGGGGAUCUACGUGUGAGACAGCUCUGCUACGAGGGAACACGUCAUGUCUCCUUUCCAGAGGUCCUUUCACCUCGGAACACAUUUGUAAGUGGAUAUCUUUGUACAGGAUACCUCAGUAGCACACUACUACGCACUGUUGUCUCAAUUACCUGAAGGCAACCUCGGGUGUGAAGACUCAAAAAGUGAAGGAACAAUGUUGAACUUGAACUGGAAGUCGUGGAGCAGUUGGGUGGGAAUGAAAGAUGGUUGGAAGGAACGAUGGAAAAAAACACACAGCAGCAGCACCAAGUCCAGUCCCUGGAGAUAUUAGGACAUUCUCAACAUCAGGCUGUUGUGGACUUCCUUUAUAAACAUAUCCACUUAAUGUACUUUAGUAACUGCUGAAUGAUUUGUAUUCUUUUCUCACUAGCAUCAUGAUUCAAAACUAUUGCCUUUUGAAUAUUAUUCUUGAGAAUCUUGGUAUGUGAAUUUAAUAAAUAUAUCUCUAAAUUCAUAUGUAAUUUCUGUAGUGAGUAUGUUUUACCCAGCAUAACGUCUGGUUCUUAUAUAAGUAAUGAAGGAUCCACUAUAGUAAACCUGUCUAGAUUCUAUUGUUUUGCAUAUCAGAAUGUAUUCCUGUUGCUCUGACUCUGUUCAUGUUACAACUAUGCACAAAAGGUUAAUCGUUUUGUUACUGACGAAUGUUACUGUGUGUAUGUACCAAAAUGAUUGCUUACUGUAAAUGUUUUCUUACUUUUCAGCUUUAUUUAGUGAAUUACUAUAUUUUAUUACAAAGCGGUGCAUUCACAGUUACAAAAAUGCAGUGCCCUCAUUGGUGCAGUGAUACCUGCAUAAUGAAACGGUGUAAAUGACCCUCUUAAGCUUUUUGUUGUUAAGAUUACUACACAGUAUAUUUUUGCCAAAUGUAUUAUGCUUGUUUUUUUCUGUAAGGACUGAUGGCCAAAGAUUAGCAGGUCUUGUUGCAUGAUUGUGUUGUUAAUAUAGCCAUAUCUGGAUGUGCAAAGCACCCACAGAACAGUAAAUCAGAUAGUUGAAUCUGGUGGCAUGUAAUAAUACAAUGGAUAGCUACAGUGUGUUUGAGCAUGAGAGUGAGUCCGUGAUUAAAGAGACGUGUGUGUGUGUGUGUGUGUGUGCAGGGUCAGAAUAGCCACGGUAUCAAGCCCCUCUUAGGUCGUAGCUCAGCUGCUAAUCACAUCAAAGUGCCUUAUAUUCAUUCCACAGUUGUAUUCAAAUAAUGUACAGUAAAGCUUUAGUAGACAUAUUGAAGCAAUGAUCCUAGUCAGUUUAGGUCAGCUGUUGCUAGAUGUAUUAGUGGCACAUUGCUGCACAGAGAGAAAUGGCACAGCAUCAAAGAGGAAACAACGUUGUGUUUUAUCUGUCAGUAUUUUGUAGAAAUGUCAAUGGAAAGAACAAUAUUGAGAGUGCUUUCCACUCUGCUACUGUAUUAUUGUCACCAUAAUACUAUAUGCUGUAAAAUGCAUUCACAUUUAAUCUGAUUUAUUCCAUCAUGCAACACACACUGUAUACUUUAUUCACCGGUUUAUAUCAGCACCCUCACCCAGGAAUGAAAGCGUUGAUGUGAUACAGAAGAGAAGUCCACCCUGCAACAUUCAGCAUCUACAAAAACACAACACAAUACAUCAUCACUACAGUUUGUCUCUCUCUUUGUCAGUUAACGGAGGUAACAUUCUUAAUCUAUGAUAGUCUAUAUAUUGGAGCGGAUUUUCCCUUUAAGAAACCACUUGUGUGCUUUUUCCACCCGGGGAUGAGACGUAGCUGUGGUCACUGUUUACAACCAUGUAUGUUCUAGAAAACUCUUAAGAUGUCGACUGUACAUAACGUGUUUUUAUUUGACCCUGCCUUAAUAUACUGCAAAGCGUUGACAGAUGUAUGGCUGUAACUGGCUGCUGAUAUGACAUGAAUUGCAUGAUUCAAUAAACCCUCUGACAAAAUGAAA
Molecule: messenger RNA, 3767 nt
Organism: Anarrhichthys ocellatus (wolf-eel)
Lineage: Eukaryota; Metazoa; Chordata; Actinopteri; Perciformes; Anarhichadidae
Gene: rassf8a
Product: Ras association domain family member 8a
Exons: 6
Coding region: 459-1826 (455 amino acids)
Biological process (GO): signal transduction
Source: RefSeq, a predicted model, not a curated record